Phytophthora sojae is the source of this 1059-nucleotide messenger RNA. RefSeq lists its product as hypothetical. Lineage: Eukaryota; Oomycota; Peronosporomycetes; Peronosporales; Peronosporaceae. Bases 1 to 1059 code for a protein of 352 amino acids. The record is from RefSeq and is a predicted model, not a curated record. The transcript has a single exon.
AUGGACUUUUUCAACAAGGCCAAGGAGGCGGCGGAGAAGUACGCGGGCGGCGGUGACUCGAGCAAGAGUAGCGCCGCCGAUGACAAGAAGAAGAGCGACUCGAUCUUCUCCAAGGCCAUGGAGGCGGCCGAGAAGUACCACGCCAAGGACAAGGUGGUCGAGUUCGCCCAGAAGCGCGUGGCCAAGAGGGAGGAGGAGAAACUCAAGCCUGGCUACGAGGAGAAGAAGGACAAGUCCGUGGUGGACAAGGCCGUGGAGGCGGCUGAGGACUUUUUGGCCAAGCAAGGAGACAAGCCCGGACAGGUUAAGGAGGAGAAGAAGGUCGAGGAGGUCAAGGCCAAGGAAAACAACGAGCACUCGAGAUCCAGAGCAAGCUCCAGCUCCAGCUCGGACGACGAGAAGAAGAAGAAGAAGCAGGAGAAGCUUUCGCACCACAGCGAGAGCCCGAAGAACCAGUCAGAGAGUCCCCACCACAACCCGGCGUCUUAUCCUGACACUAAUCCCGACACUAGCGCUGAAGGCGACAUGCACGGGUCGUUCUCGAAGAUAAACCUGAACGACAGCAACGCUCCAAGGUACGAUGCUGGCAACAAUGGCUCGGCUUAUCCUGUUCGUGAAGAAAGCAACUGCAAUGCCGAGACAUACCCAAGUUACGACUCAGACUACAGUCGCCAAAACGCUUCGAGUGCACCGCCAGCAUACCAGUCAGCUAGCAGCGGCUACCCGAGUGGGAACAACCCGGGCUAUCCGAGCUAUCCCGACAGCUCGAGUUACCCUGACAACUCAAGCCGUGACAGUAACCCGACUAGUGGCUCGCGUUACGAGACGUACCAGGAGUACUGGGGUCGACAGGGCAGCAGUGACAACCUGAGGAACGAAAACUACCCCACCUAUUCCAGUGGUGCCGCCGGAGCUGGUUAUGGAUAUGGCCAAUCGAACGCGGGCGCCUACGAUGGUCGUGAUGUGUACGACAACAACAGCCAGUAUGGACGGUCGAACGGAGCGAAUGUGUACGGUGGCAACCGAGGCUACGGAGGCUACCCCAACGGUAGAGUCUAA